Molecule: messenger RNA, 735 nt
Organism: Mercenaria mercenaria
Lineage: Eukaryota; Metazoa; Mollusca; Bivalvia; Venerida; Veneridae
Exons: 3
Coding region: 1-735 (244 amino acids)
Source: RefSeq, a predicted model, not a curated record
AUGUCGGUGAUACCUACACAGAAAAAGGGUACUUCAAGUAUAGUGGAAAGCAUCAAACCAAGCGUGCUGAACAGUGAGCCUGAAAGACAUAUCAAGUGCAACAAAGACACAGGAGAGAAGGACCAACUACGCCAGAGAGCCCGUGGACAUCUUGCUGCAAUGUCUGGAAAUAUUCUGUGCUUCAAUCCAGUUUACAAGAGCGAAAGUCCUUGUCAGAUAUUUAUGUUGACUAUUCAGAUGAUAUACAAUGAGAUGAAAGACAUUCCCGAUGAUCAGCUGUGGGAAAGGCUUAAAAACUACAUUUUGUCAUAUGACAACAUGUGCAAUUUAGACAAGAUUAAAGCAGCUAGUGAAGAUCUGCCUCUUCCUGGACAUCUUGCACGAAUGUGGUCUCUAAUUCGUAAAAUUAUAGACAUACUGCACUUGAGAAACCACAAAAAUGCAACAUGCCAAGAAAAGUACAAUCCGGAUAAAGUGCUAAAAGAAGAGGAGAAAGCAGUGAAUACAAUGGCAGCAGAACAACUUUUUGCAUGGAUGAGCAGAUUCAAAAAAAUUGUGAACAGUAUGUCGCAAACACAUCAUCUGUUCUACUUGCACCGAAUGUGUCAACGCCGAAACAGAUAUUCUGCUUUGUGUAGGAAAAGAGGUGUUGAGCCAAUUCAUCCUGGUAUAAACAGUAAUCUUACGGCACGCUGUAAACUUCCGAAUAUACCUAGAAAAUUCAGAAAAAAUUAA